AUGAUGGAGGCUCUCAUGCUGUACGAGUACUGGCGUAUUGCACAUAGCCGGCAUCAAGUCAAUCAUGGCAUACUGAUUCGAUAUCCUCUGGUCUAUGUACUUGUUUUGUGCUCGUCAAAAGCGCUUCAGUGCUACUCUGCUAACCACAUUGAUACGUUUACUCACCGGACCUUGGUUGGGAAUUGUUUGGUGCACGUCACGGGACUGUCUCGCACCCGUUCAGGUUGCAUCGUCACUGCGGCCUCUCCUCCCCUCCUCCGCUUUUCAUUCCAUCUCUCCAUUGCCGCGAUCACGAAUGUGUAUGCCGGCGCCGCCGUUGCAGAAGAAAAUAUCGCAGGCCUACUCCACGAUGAGCCCGCCCAAGCCUUACGGAAUGCCUUCCGGCAUAGCUUCAAACUCGCGUCUCAAACCGCUAGAUUAGCCUCGCGUGGCUGCUGGUGGAUAUGCCAGCAUCGGUGGCCUAUGGGGGGACGAGAGCCGGCCCAGCAGGCCAUUUAUUGGGACAUGCAUGUUUUCUGCAUUCACCAAAGCACCAGGGAUUGCGGAGCACCGCCCACUGAGGCGGCCCGCGGUGCGAAGCUCCCAACCAUCUUCGGGGCCGACGAGCUGGCCAUGACAUGGAUGACAGCGCCCGAACCUGUCCUGACGGUCCCCUAG
Messenger RNA from Trichoderma aggressivum f. europaeum, 657 nucleotides. RefSeq lists its product as uncharacterized. The transcript has a single exon. Lineage: Eukaryota; Fungi; Ascomycota; Sordariomycetes; Hypocreales; Hypocreaceae. The coding region runs from base 1 to 657 and encodes 218 amino acids. The record is from RefSeq and is a predicted model, not a curated record.